AUGUCAUUUUGGACGAAAUGGGUGUCGCCCAACCGGACCGUGAUCUCAUCAUUUGCACCUUUUGUCAUUUGCUGGAAGACGGUAAGCUCACCAAUCAGCGACAAGACAUACUCCAGCAGCUUUGUGCAAACAAAGCGCCACCACAACCACAAAAGUGAUGCAAUACGCCGUCUCGUCCAGCUACAGCGAAACUGCCACUCCAAGAACUUUCGGCUCUUAUCAAUGGCAGCCCUUGGCUAUGAUAAAUACUUGACGGUGCUUCUUGGCAGUUCCGACUCAGACUUUUCGAGACAGACGACGGUUGCACUUCGUCUACUCAGCCUUCUGACCACGUAUGGAGUCGAGAGUGACGUGGUAUCAGCACUUGAAGAAGCGUUCUCGAAGGGGCCAGUGCAACCCUGGUCUCGAGUCGUGCCUCAGUUGAUUGCUCGGGCAUAUCAUCCGGCUGCGGCCGUAUCGUCUUUGGUUUGUUUAGUCCUCAAACGGUUGGCACAACAUGCACCCCACAUCGUAGUGUACCCGACUGUCAUGGACACCAUGGAUUCGUCACUGGCAUUUGAAAAGGAGCGAGAUGUAGCGAACAGCUCGUUUGCUGCCGUUCGAAGUGCACUGCAGAAUGUGGCACGUAGACAAGUUGAAGGAGUGCGAUUGUUGGUGUCCGAGCUUCGUCGAAUAUCUGUCUUGUGGGAUGAAGCAUGGAUCAGCACAUUGAUGAAACUGGCGGUAGACGUAUCUCGACAAACGUGUACAUUGGAGAAAGAGGCCUCUCGAUUGGAUAAGACUAGCUCACUGCCAGCUAGAGAAAAGCAUAAACUCGUGCAGCGAAAGCUGGUGGCAUAUGUGAAGGUACUUCUGGAAACCACCGAACGGGUAUGGAAGGAAACUUGUGGUAGCGCGACUGACCAACAAAACGUGUCGCCACAUGAGCACGCCUUUUUGAAAGAAUACGGAGGAUUGAUCAAAGCUGCCAUGGAAAGACUGCAAGACCGUUGCUCUCGGGAAGUAUGGUCAGGAAGUCCCAAGACGCUACAAGAGUUCUGGCAACCUUUUGCUGGAGUGUUGAAGGCGUUGAUGAAUGAUGUAGGCCGAAGAGAUCAGUUGCCACUUCAUGAUAUAUCGCCAGCAUUGGCUUCAGCUUCUCGUGAAUUAGUACAUGUACAUAUGCCUGGAACCUCGUCUGGACAGGGCAACCCUAUUACUAUUUAUCGCAUCAGCCCAUUUGUAACUAUUCUUCGAUCGAAGACCAAACCGAAAUCGUUGGAAUUUGUUGGGUCCGACGGGAAGACACACAAGUACUUGCUGAAAGCCCGAGAAGACUUGCGCUUGGACGAGCGAAUCAUGCAAUUCUUGCGAGUGACAAACGAUUUUCUACGUGCUGACGAUGAUACAGCUGCUCGAGACUUGUUGGCCCGAAACUAUAGUGUCAUACCGCUUUCUCGAAAUGCUGGCUUGAUCCAGAUGGUCCCAGACGUUGUCCCGCUCUUCCAAGUGUACGCAUCUCGAACUGAAAACCAAUCGAUGGACGGCCAAACAUCACAGGAUCAUGGCACAGCGCCGUCUGCACAGCUGCAGCAACCGCCACCUCCUACAGCUCAAUUUUACGCAAAGCUGAAGCGUCAUGGAAUCACAAACGUGUCACCCAGCAAUCGAGCCCGAUGGCCAACCCCUGUGCUGAAGCAGGUAUACCAGGAGCUGGUUGCGCAACGUCCUCGCAAUGUGCUGUCGCACGAGCUUUUAUUGCGUAGCAAAGACUUGCGAGAAAGCUGGGCCAAGAGCGCACGAUUUAGCAGAUCUCUUGCGGUAAUGUCCAUCUUAGGGUACAUCGUUGGCUUAGGCGACAGGCAUCUGGACAACAUCUUGCUCUGUAUCGACAGCGGGGACAUUGUCCACAUCGAUCAUAACGUGUGCUUUGAGAAGGGACGACGACUCAAGGUGCCGGAAAUUGUGCCAUUUCGACUGACGCCGAUGUUGCAGGACGCACUGGGGCUUACGGGUAUAGAAGGGAAGUUUCGCGUGGCUUUUGAGACUACCCUACGCGUCGUGCGCUCCGACGAUGUUCGGGAAACAUUGCUAAUGCUGUUCGAAGCGUUCGUAUAUAGCCCUCUUGUUGAUUGGAUAUCGGACGACAAGCGACAAGGACAAUCAGGAGAUUUGAAGACCCGGCUCGACGCCAACGUGAACCUCGCGUUGUUUCGAUCGCGAGCCGAAGAACGGCGGCAAGACACUAUCUCCUUUGGGCGCCAUUAUGAGCAAUUGGCUGUCGCAAUUACUGACGCCCUCGUCGAGAAAACGAAGCUACCUUUUGUGCGUUUACUUACAUAUCGCAAGCAACUGCUUUGCCUCGAAAAAGAAGAGCAAGUGUCGAUGAAGGAGUUGUUGAUGAAGGAAAGGGACUUGUCCACGUGUCGCGUUGCUCAGAAUGCGGAGCAUGCAGAAAUGGAGGCUGCUACUGCUCAGGUCAAGUCGAUGACAGCAGCGAUUACGUUGUUCGCGGACGACUGUUUGGCAAAGCAUCGACAAAUUGAAGCAUGGAAGCAGAAAGGUUUAAGUUUUGUGGACAGUGAUCCUGAGGUGCGAUUGAGUGCCGUGGUACAAGGGAGCGAAUUGGCCUUAUUUCAGGAAGCAUGUGCUACGCUAUGCGGUAUGUCGGCAAGAUCUUCGGAGUUGUGA
Molecule: messenger RNA, 2670 nt
Organism: Hyaloperonospora brassicae
Lineage: Eukaryota; Oomycota; Peronosporomycetes; Peronosporales; Peronosporaceae
Source: the annotation of a GenBank genome assembly